AUGUCAAAUCUCACGAAACUUGAAUUCAACGCACUUGAUAUCACCGGCAAUAAUUAUUUAACGUGGAUUCUUGAUGCCGAAAUCCACCUUAAUGCUAUGGGUCUUGGAGACACCAUAAAGGAAGGAAAUGUGAAAACUGAGCAAGAAAAGGCAAAAGCCAUGAUAUUCCUUCGACAUCACCUUCAUGAAGGCUUGAAAACUGAAUACUUGACUGUUAAGGAUCCAUUAAACCUUUGGAAUGAUCUAAAAGAGAGAUAUGAUCAUCAAAAAACUGUGAUACUCCCUAAGGCUCGAUAUGAUUGGCUACACUUGCGCUUGCAAGAUUAUAAAAGUGUAAGCGAGUACAAUUCAGCGAUGUUCAAAAUCACUUCUCAACUGAAAUUAUGCGGUGAAAAUGUAACCGAUAAAGAUAUGCUGGAAAAGACUUAUUCCACUUUUCAUGCCAACAAUAUGCUCCUACAGCAGCAAUAUCGUGAACGGGGGUUCACGAAAUAUUCUGAACUUAUUUCUGUCUUGCUUCUUGCUGAGCAAAAUAAUGAACUUUUGAUGAAAAAUCAUCAAGCUCGUCCAACUGGUUCCACACCAUUCCCUGAAGUGAAUGCUGUUACUAAUAAUGAUUUUGGACGUGGACGAGGACGAGGACGUGGUUUUGGACGAGGUCGUGGACAUGCCCGUGGACGUGGUUUUGGGCAUGGUCGAGGUCAUAAAUAUCGAAACUUCUCAAAUUUUAAAAAGAAACCUCACCACCAGAAGUGGACAAAGAAUGAGGAAAAGCCUAGGGGAAAUAUGAUGGGUCAAAGGGUUGAAAGCAUUUGUCAUCGUUGUGGAAUGAAAGGGCAUUGGAGUAAAACAUGUCGUACCUCCAAACACCUUGUUGAUCUCUACCAAGCUUCUUUAAAAGGUGUUGAGACUAAUUUUACUGAGCAACAUGAUCCUCUGGGUCUAUCCCAGCUUGAAACUCACCUUGGUGGAGAUAAUCAAAUUGAUCCACUCAACUUUACUCAUAUGGAAGUGUCUGAUUUCUUUGAAGAUGGCAAUAUGGAGGUGGCCAAAUUUGGUGGUAAUGAUGCCAAUUAA
Molecule: messenger RNA, 1077 nt
Organism: Daucus carota subsp. sativus
Lineage: Eukaryota; Viridiplantae; Streptophyta; Magnoliopsida; Apiales; Apiaceae
Exons: 1
Coding region: 1-1077 (358 amino acids)
Molecular function (GO): zinc ion binding; nucleic acid binding
Source: RefSeq, a predicted model, not a curated record